Molecule: messenger RNA, 1964 nt
Organism: Pararge aegeria (speckled wood butterfly)
Lineage: Eukaryota; Metazoa; Arthropoda; Insecta; Lepidoptera; Nymphalidae
Gene: xit
Product: probable dolichyl pyrophosphate Glc1Man9GlcNAc2 alpha-1,3-glucosyltransferase
Exons: 8
Coding region: 174-1775 (533 amino acids)
Biological process (GO): protein N-linked glycosylation
Cellular component (GO): endoplasmic reticulum membrane
Molecular function (GO): dolichyl pyrophosphate Glc1Man9GlcNAc2 alpha-1,3-glucosyltransferase activity
Source: RefSeq, a predicted model, not a curated record
ACAAAACAACACAAAUCAUGUCGGUGUUCCUGCACUGUUUAGUUUGAAUGUUUUUUUUAAUUAUAAAAAUUUUGAACUUAUUUGUUAUCAUAAUUUGACUUCUUAUAAUGUCACAAAAGGAUUAAUAUUUACAUUAAGUUGUAAUCCCCAAAAAUAUUUUUAUCUAUAUCAUCAUGAUACUGGAACUUUUAAUAAUUGUAACCGCUGUAAAAAUUUAUUUUAUACCGCUUUACCGCUCAACUGACUUUGAGGUUCACAGAAAUUGGCUUGCAGUUACGAACAAUCUAACCAUCGAUCAGUGGUAUCAUGACACAACAUCAAAGUGGACGCUUGAUUAUCCUCCAUUCUUUGCUUGGCUGGAAUUGGCCCUUUCAUAUAUAGCAAAAAUGUUUGACCCUGCUAUGGUGAAAAUAGAAAAUUUGGAUUAUGCUUCCGAAAUGACGGUUCUGUUCCAAAGAUUGUCUGUGAUUAUUCUGGAUUUUGUAUACAUGUAUGGUGCAUUCAGAUGUGCAAGAUUUAUAUCACGUGGGAAUCUUCUUGUGUUUUUAAUUCUUAUUACCAACCCUGGACUUAUUAUGGUUGAUCACAUACAUUUUCAAUAUAAUGGAUUCUUAUUUGGAGUUUUAUUUUUAUCCAUGGCAAAUUUAUUUGAAAAUAACUGUGUAUAUGCAGCAUUUUGGUUUGCAAUGUUGCUAAAUUUAAAGCACAUAUUCUUGUACAUGGCUCCAGUUUAUGUGGUAUACUUGUUGAGAGCCUACUGCUUCACAGUAUCAUCUAAGGACGGGGUCCAUACACCAUGGUAUUCAUUCUCAGUGGUUAACUUGAUCAAGCUUGCAGCAACAGUUUUAUUUGUCUUUGGUUUAUCUUUUGGACCAUUUAUCAACCAAUUGCCACAGGUUUUUGCAAGACUAUUUCCAUUCAAAAGAGGAUUAUCCCAUGCAUACUGGGCACCAAACUUUUGGGCAUUUUAUAAUUUUGCAGACAAAAUCCUACAACAUUUAUGUCUCAAAUUUGGCAUCCCAGUGGUGACCCAAGAGGCGUCAAUGACGGGUGGCCUGGUGCAAGAAUACCAGCAUGCGGUACUGCCGACAAUAACACCAGCCACAACCUUUGUGCUUACAGCGGUAUCUAUGAUGCCGGCUUUGGUUAAAUUGUGGCAUCUGGGAGCUGAUACAAAAUACAGAAGUCUCAGCUUCGCUAGAUGUUUAACACUGUGUUCAACGUGUGCUUUUAUGUUUGGAUGGCAUGUACACGAGAAGGCUAUACUGAUGAUUUUGAUUCCCCUAAGCUACCUUUCAGUUCUUGGGAAGAUGGACGCCAGGUUCUACACUUUUAUGAGUGUUGUCGGGCAUUACUCGCUCUUUCCUCUACUCUACCCGAAGAAAUUGUUGCAGAUUAAGAUAUUUUUGUUAUUGACUCACUUAUGUAUAGUGUUCUAUUACCUGCCCAUUUUGUAUGAGCCGAAAACUAAAUUAAGCAGAAAAAGUGCAUUUUUACUUGUACCUAGGCUAACUGCUUUGCAGAUUUUGUAUUUGUGCGGGUUAAUUGGUCUGUGUUUUUAUGAAAAUGUACUGCAUAUAUUCCUGGGUCUAGAUAAGACUCUACCGUUUCUUCCACUUAUGAUUACAUCAGUUUAUUGCGCCCUAGGCGUUUUUUACUUUUGGGUAAGCUUUUAUAAAUAUUUUCUAUAUUCUCAGUUAAGCACAGCUCCUAUUUCAUCAAAAAGUACUUGGUUAGAUAAUGAAAUACGUAUUACCAGUGAUAAAAACAAGUAGGACCGUAGUUGCUUUAAACAGUGACAAAACAAGUAAAUCGUACUUUAAAGCUUAUUUUAUUACAUAGUGUUAAACAAAAUCGCUCCCGCUGUUUGUACACUUAUGCCCGUUUUCACUAACGACAGAUAAGUAACGCCUCAUCUAAGGAGAUUCCUUGCCUUUGCCUUGGUUGCCUGGCAGAGAUCGCUA